Messenger RNA from Papilio machaon (common yellow swallowtail), 749 nucleotides. RefSeq lists its product as uncharacterized. The record is from RefSeq and is a predicted model, not a curated record. The coding region runs from base 46 to 747 and encodes 233 amino acids. Lineage: Eukaryota; Metazoa; Arthropoda; Insecta; Lepidoptera; Papilionidae. The transcript has 5 exons.
AAAUAUAACGCAAAUAAAGCGUACCUAACAAAUCAAAUAAAUAUAAUGACGGGUCGAACAACGGAUCGCAAAGGCAAAUCCAAAGAAUUAAAGUCGCUUACAAAUGAGCUUCAAAACGAAAUAGCUGCUUUCACGUUACCCAACAGCUUACCUUGCUCUGAAAUCAACUUUCCAGUAGCACCCAGAAGAAAACCACGCGCCAACUGGGAUGAAAUACUAGAGGAAAGUGAAGAGAAGUUUCAAGAAGUAGAAAAUUACGAAAAUAGCAAAAAAGGGCGACAACCGUUGUCACCAUUUCUAAACACUGAAUGCAACUAUUUGAAAGAAAAAGUAUUUGUUCACUUACAACCAGCCUUGGAAGAGACGUUGUAUAAGGCUCAAAUUUGGGAAGCAUUGAAACAACAAAAAUGUUUCUUUAAUGGUAUUGAUCAUAUAGCACAGCUGUUAUGGAACAAUAAUCCAAGACAUCCUCAACGUAAAGAACACAAUCUACAUAUAUUUAACAUGCCUUGGGUUAGAGAACUAUUGAAAACAAAUCCUAGAGCAUACUAUCCUAAGUCUUGGUUAUGGCCAGAAGACUACGCAGCAACUGUGAUACAGAAAACUGUUCGCCAAUACUUUGUGCAGAGGGAAGAUGAAGUUCAAGAGAUGCGCAACUUUUGGAGGAAAUUGGAAGUUGAACGAUCCAUACCUGAAAUACAAGGAAAUCCACUAUUGUCUAAGAAAUUUGCUGCUUCACAAAAUUGACA